CCUUAGCUCUGAAGGCAGGCAGGCUAGUUUGGCAGCUGGCAGAUCCAGAGAACUAGGUUACUGCUUGUAUCAUCAGCAUGGACUACUCCCGAUUUCUCUCAGUAGUAAGUGCAACAAGAGAGGAAAAUAUUUUAAGAAUUUCAAGUUCUUUGGCACAGAAGAAACCCCCAAUAAUCAUGAUUUCCGGAGGCAUGCCAAAUCCCAACUAUUUCCCAUUUAAAACAGCAAGUUUCACUAUUGAAGAUGGAACUACUAUUGAAAUUGGGGAGGCACUGAUGAAAACAGCCCUCCAGUAUUCAAACACACAAGGAAUUCCAGAGUUUUUGUCCUGGCUAAAGGAUUUACAGAUGAGUCUUCACAAUCCUCCCACUGCAAAGAACAGUCCUGAUCAGGGCCAAAUGGAGAUGUGUGUCACCACUGGCAGCCAGGAUGGCUUGGCUAAAGUUUUCGAUAUGCUUAUCAAUCGUGGAGAUAAUGUCCUUGUGGAAGACCCCUGCUACUCUGGGACUGUCUCAGCACUGAAACCAUUGGGCUGUAACAUUAUCAAAGUCUCUACUGACAAGCAUGGUAUUAUUCCAGAAGCUCUGAAAGAAAUUCUUUCCAGGUGGAGACCAGAAGAUGCAAAAAAACUGAAGAACAAUCUCCCCAAGUUCCUCUACACUGUUCCAAAUGGUAACAAUCCAGCUGGAACCUCAAUGACCACUGACCGCAAAAAGAAGAUAUACCAGCUUGCAAGAUGUUAUGAUUUCCUUAUAAUAGAAGAUGAUCCAUAUUAUUUUCUUCAGUUUGAAAAGCCAAAGGCACCAACAUUUCUGUCAAUGGAUGUUGAUGGUCGAGUGAUCAGAUGCGACACUUUUUCUAAAAUUAUCUCUCCUGGGUUGAGAUUAGGCUUUUUAACAGGCCCCAAACCAUUUAUCGAUAGAGUUAGUCUACAUACGCAGAUUACAACGAUGCACCCCAACACUUUUGCACAGAUACUAGUAUUACAACUUUUUCUGAAGUGGGGACAAAAGGGUUUUCUGGAGCACACAGACAGGGUAACAGAGUUCUACAGGAGCCAGAGAGAUGCAAUGCUUGCAGCAGCAGACAAAUGGUUAAAAGGCUUGGCAGAGUGGCACGUCCCUACUGCUGGAAUAUUUUUGUGGAUUAAAAUUAAGGGAAUUUCUGAUACAUACAAGAUGGUGAUGGAAAAUGCUUUGAAGAGACGGGUGGCUUUGGUUCCUGGAAAAUCAUUUAGCUUUGAUAGCUCAGCUCCUUCUCCUUAUAUCAGGGCUUCCUAUUCUUUUGCUUCUCCAGACCAGAUGGACCAGGCUUUACAGACACUAGCUGAGCUUAUCAAAGAAACUGUCUGAAAGGAUCAGGACAAACUGGCAUUUUUAGAAUUGUGUCCAAUUUCACUGACAAGUCUAAAGGAGCGAUUUUAUUCCUACUUCCUGAAAUUGCACAUAUCUUUUAAUUGUAUUCUUACUUCCAACAGGCACCAUAUCUGACAAUAAGUAGUACAUUGACAUAUUUUCAAAGCACUGCACCAAUAUUAACCACUUGAUUUUUAUUUCUACGAGUUAGGUUAAGUGACUUAUCCCCAUUUUACUGAGGCAUGAAAAUGAGGCCCAGAGUUUAGGAGACUUGCUCACAAACACACGUCAGAUCAUUUCGAAUUCUAAAGCUCAGGACAGCCAUAUUUGAUCCCCAGGAUCUGACCAAUAGACCAUUGCUUCCUUUCUUAUAGACACUGCAUGUAUAUGAUGAAUUUGAUUUUAUUUUUAAUAGGUGGUUUCUGCUGUCACCACAGGACCUAAGUACCCACUGAAUGAAAGCAAGUAUUUCCCAGCUGUAACACUUCUGUCAGGUGGUGUCAGCAGCAACAAGAGCUGAGUUCAGUAUCUAGAGGUUCCUCUUAAAAUUGUAACAAUGAACCAGCUCAAACUCACAUCCAGAGAUCUGGGGAAACUAAAUACCUCUCGUGGGCACCUCUAAUCAUCAUUCUUCCUCACUCACAGGCACUGAGUCUGUAUAAAUAAAAAAAUAUUAGAGAGAAAAUAUACCAUUAAUUUGGGAAAGUAUGGCAAUGAGAAUUCAGAGUACACAAACAUCCAUCCCUCAGUAUCUUGGGCAGCAUCCUUUGCCUUGGUUUCCCACCUUUCAGCAUGAAAAUCCAAUAGAAAAAUAUCCCUUCAAUACACCACUCCCUUUUUCCCUAUUCUACACCCCACUCAUGGUUUGUUGUCCAAGGUCAGCAAAGAUCCCAAGUCUAGAGGUUCCCCUAAAGAGGUGUGAUACCUUCACUGAGACUUGCUGAUCUUUCUGUUAUCCCUGCCACUGCUACACUACUAUGUCUUCAGUCCUGUCUAGUUCUACAGCACCACAACUAACCCAGCUACUAGUAAUCCAAGGGCACCUUUGGUGCUACUGAUGCAUCUCUCACUAUGCUGUCUUUAGGCACAAUACCACUUUUUAUUUCUAUCUCCUAGCCCUUAGCUAUUACUUCACUGUAAUGAUCUCACUAGACAGCUGGGAAAUUCACUACAGCUUCCUUCUCUGUGUUGUCUUUUAUCACAGCUCUAAUUCCACACCAGGUCUAAGACUCUGUCCCUUUGACCAGCUGAGCAGUAACUUCAGCUGUAGUGAUCACUGAAAAGAAACAAAGUCUUGUAACUGAGUCCAAACAGCUCCAUCUUUAACACCGAAGGAAGAAAAUCCUUUAGAACUCUUAAACACUCUCCUUAUCAUCCAGUAAAAACAUCCAUUCCCCUCUGAUAUUGACUUGGAUUUGAGUCACUAUCCCCACACCGAGCCCCUGAAUAAGGACAUAUUAAGUAUAAUUCUGUUGUUCUUUAGUCAAACAGUUAGGAUAACAAUAUUUCAUUACCCAUGAAUCCAAGAAUUCAGUGAAUUGUAACUAAAAUAGCAAAGUUAAUAUGUUUAGGCAAGUAACACCUGUUCUUUAGGUUUUUUUCCUGUAGUUUGUCAAUCGACAGCAGAAGACUUGCUCAGAACCCUGUUUUACACACCAUCUCAAUGCCACUACUGCAGCAGCCAGCAGGAUUGUUAAAGAGCUAAAUCAGGUGGACCUCUCACUUCCCAGAAGCUAAAUACACUUUCUACAGUGGUCUUUGACCCUGCUGACAUGAGGCGCACAAGUGCAGACAUGGAGUAUGUCUAUGCUGUAGAAGAUGGUCUGAUUAUAGCCUGGAGAAGCACACACACACACUACCUUUAAUUUAGCUAGCAUGGCUAAAAUAGCUGUGAAAACAUGGUAGCACAGGCUGUGCAAGCCUGCCUAGAACCCUUGGUGUACUGGCAUUUCUGGGAUGGGAUAGGGUUUAUGUCACCACAUCUUUGCUGCUACUUUUAGCCAUGCUAUCUAGAUUCAAACUAGUUCACAUAUACCUAGCCAAGCUGCGUACCCAAUGAAAAGGUGAUUCCCCACUCCAUUGACAUAAGGCACGAGAAUUUGAAACUUUUAGGAUAACAUUUAAGGACAGGUAUAGGCACACAGAAUCAUAGGAUUGGAAGAGACCUCAGGAGAUAUCUAGUCCAACCCUCUGCUAAAAGCAGAACCAAUCCCAA
Pelodiscus sinensis (Chinese soft-shelled turtle) is the source of this 3570-nucleotide messenger RNA. RefSeq names its product kynurenine/alpha-aminoadipate aminotransferase, mitochondrial-like. Gene Ontology annotation, biological process: biosynthetic process. The record is from RefSeq and is a predicted model, not a curated record. NCBI's taxonomy places the organism in Eukaryota, Metazoa, Chordata, Testudines, Trionychidae. Gene Ontology annotation, molecular function: pyridoxal phosphate binding; L-kynurenine:2-oxoglutarate transaminase activity.